GUGACUGGCGGGAUCAAUUCCUUCGCUGUUCGUUUGAGCGUCAGGUGCCGUUCAGAAGUUCGUCCUCAGUGCAGGUCAACAGCUGUUAAAAUCAUGUCUGCUUUUCUGCAUCACUGCCCCUUCUUGAAGUCCACUCCAGGCCCUUCUCUAAGGAAUGUGGCAGCGUACUUUGGAUUGGCUGACCGAUGUCCGAUCAUUGUCCGCCAGAUCUCUGUAAAAGCCACCCAGUCCUCUGAGGAAAAAGGCCUCCUCUCUCAUAAGGAGCCAAGGCGGCAGUUGGCGACCACAGCCACUCAGGUGGCGAUCUCCAUGUCCCAGAGCUGUCCCUUUAUUUCCUCUAAGAUUGGACUAGUUAAAGCCAGUCCACAAGUGCAGGAGGAUGUCCAGCCCAAUCUUGAGAAUCAAGAUAACUCUGGCUUGAUGAGCUCGCUGUUCCGUGGCUUGCAAAGUCAUCAGUCCACUGGUCCUACACACCUUCUUGAAGACAACUUUACCAGACCCAGUUUCAACUACGAUGACUUCUUCACUCAGAAGAUUGUGGAAAAGAAGAAUGACCAUACUUACCGUAUCUUUAAGACGGUGAACCGUUUUGCAGAGGUUUUCCCUUUUGCUGAGGACUAUUCCAUCCCUGGACGCUUGGGCUCCCAGGUGUCUGUAUGGUGCAGUAAUGAUUACCUGGGCAUGAGUCGACAUCCCCACAUUGUCAAGGCCAUAGGAGAGGCUUUGCAGAAGCAUGGUGCAGGAGCAGGUGGCACCCGAAAUAUCUCUGGGACGAGUAACUAUCAUGUGGCCCUGGAGAGUGAACUGGCCCAUCUACACCAGAAAGAUGGAGCACUGGUCUUUUCUUCCUGCUUUGUAGCCAAUGAUUCCACCCUCUUUACUUUGGCUAAAAUGCUCCCAGGCUGUGAGAUCUACUCAGACAUGGGUAAUCAUGCCUCCAUGAUCCAGGGCAUCAGGAACAGUGGGGCCAAACGCUUCAUUUUCCGACACAAUGAUGCCAGUCAUCUGGAGGAGCUGCUCUGCCGCUCAGAUCCACUCACACCCAAAAUCGUGGCUUUUGAGACUGUUCAUUCAAUGGAUGGUGCAAUUUGCCCUCUAGAAGAGCUAUGUGACAUAGCACAUAAAUAUGGAGCUCUGACUUUUGUGGACGAGGUCCAUGCUGUCGGACUGUAUGGGGCUCACGGAGCAGGUGUAGGAGAGAGAGACAACGUCAUGCACAAGAUCGAUAUUGUCUCUGGAACUCUGGGUAAGGCAUUUGGCUGUGUGGGUGGUUACAUAGCCAGCACUGCCGCCCUGGUGGACACUGUGCGCUCCUACGCUGCCGGUUUCAUCUUCACUACCUCCUUGCCUCCCAUGGUGCUGGCGGGGGCUCUGGAAUCGGUGCGUGUGCUGAAGAGCCCAGAAGGCCAAGCUUUGCGCAGAGCCCAUCAGAGAAACGUCAAACACAUGAGACAGCUGCUGCUGGACGCUGGACUGCCUGUGGUCAAGUGCCCUAGCCACAUCAUUCCCAUUCGGAAACUGUUGGAAGUCUGGCAGGAGGUUGGACUGCCGCUAAAUGGACCAGCUAUGGUCUCCUGCACCUUCUGUGAUCGGCCUCUUUAUUUUGACCUCAUGAGCGAGUGGGAGAAGUCCUACUUUGGGAACAUGGAGCCGAGAUACAUCACUGUGGCUGCACAGUGAGUCAGUAUCAGCAGACCAAGAUGAAGAUCUGUUUUAUCAGCACUGAAUAUUUAAAGCACUGUUUGUGGCAAUAUGUGAUACAAUAGUAUUUCUGUAUUGUUUGCUGUGACUGUUAAUGAUAAAAAAGAGAAUUUGUUUUCACAUAUUCGUAUAAAUGUACCACUAAAUUUAGUUAUUGAGACUUUGGCUAAAUUAUACAUUAAUUGUGUGUCCCCUCUGCAUGAUGACAAACCAGCACAUGGGCACUUUUUGGUAGUUUUCUGUUAUUGGUAUUAUUGUAUGUAUAUGUAUGCAUGCAAGAGUAUAUUUAAUAACAGCUUACACUAAAACUAUGCCACAUGCUGUCUUCCUGUUUUGGACCAUUUGCACUCAAAUUGAUGAAUGUAAAAAUGCAAUAAA
Sinocyclocheilus anshuiensis is the source of this 2079-nucleotide messenger RNA. Its product is annotated as 5-aminolevulinate synthase, erythroid-specific, mitochondrial-like. The transcript has 10 exons. Gene Ontology annotation, molecular function: 5-aminolevulinate synthase activity; pyridoxal phosphate binding. NCBI's taxonomy places the organism in Eukaryota, Metazoa, Chordata, Actinopteri, Cypriniformes, Cyprinidae. Gene Ontology annotation, cellular component: mitochondrion; mitochondrial matrix. The coding region runs from base 94 to 1680 and encodes 528 amino acids. The record is from RefSeq and is a predicted model, not a curated record. Gene Ontology annotation, biological process: hemoglobin biosynthetic process; heme biosynthetic process; erythrocyte development.